AUGGCUGCUACAAACGGUACCUCCGGCAAUGACUUCACUGUCAAGGCCGGCCUUGCUCAGAUGCUGAAGGGUGGUGUGAUUAUGGACGUCGUGAACGCCGAGCAGGCUCGCAUCGCCGAAGAGGCCGGUGCCGCCGCUGUCAUGGCCCUCGAGCGUGUCCCCGCUGAUAUCCGCGUUGAGGGCGGCGUGGCUCGCAUGUCCGACCCCGGCAUGAUCAAGGAGAUCAUGGAAGCCGUCACCAUUCCCGUCAUGGCCAAGGCCCGCAUUGGCCACUUUGUCGAAUGUCAGAUCCUGGAGGCCAUUGGCGUCGACUACAUCGACGAGUCCGAAGUCCUCACCCCCGCUGACGAUGUCUACCACGUCACCAAGCACGGCUACAAGGUCCCCUUCGUCUGCGGCUGCCGCAACCUGGGUGAAGCCCUGCGCCGUAUCUCCGAGGGCGCCGCCAUGAUCCGCACCAAGGGUGAAGCUGGCACUGGCGAUGUCGUCGAGGCUGUCAAGCACAUGCGCACUGUCAACGCACAGAUCAGCCGUGCCCGCGGUAUCCUCCUUGCCAGCGCGGACGCCGAGCCCGAGUUGCGCGCUUUCGCCCGUGAGAUCGAGGCUCCCUAUGAGCUUGUUCGUCAGGCUGCUGAGCUGGGCCGUCUGCCUGUUGUCAACUUCGCUGCUGGCGGUGUUGCUACUCCUGCCGAUGCGGCGCUUAUGAUGCAGCUCGGCUGUGAUGGCGUCUUUGUUGGCUCUGGUAUCUUCAAGUCUGGUGAUGCUAAGAAGCGUGCCCGUGCUAUUGUCCAGGCUGUUACUCACUUCAAGGAUCCUAAGGUUUUGGCUGAGGUUAGCCAGGGUCUUGGUGAGGCUAUGGUUGGUAUUAAUGUGAAGCAGAUGCCCGAGGCUGAUAAGCUGGCUGGUCGUGGCUGGUAG
Molecule: messenger RNA, 918 nt
Organism: Penicillium arizonense
Lineage: Eukaryota; Fungi; Ascomycota; Eurotiomycetes; Eurotiales; Aspergillaceae
Product: pyridoxal 5'-phosphate synthase subunit PdxS
Exons: 3
Coding region: 1-918 (305 amino acids)
Biological process (GO): pyridoxine biosynthetic process; pyridoxal 5'-phosphate biosynthetic process; amino acid metabolic process
Molecular function (GO): amine-lyase activity
Source: RefSeq, a predicted model, not a curated record